AGGCAUAUUGGCAGUCCAAUUGUGAAUGCCAGAGCUGUCCAAACCCAGAACCCAAGCAAGCUUACUUUCGCAUUUUGGAGGCCUUCCAAAUGAUCAAAAUUCCUGAACAGAGCAAGUAGUAGAAGCAUUAGUAAUAGAAGCACAGAGAUAUCCUGCUUUAGCUUUGAAGUCUGAAGCUUUGACAAUACAACAAUGGAACGGUAUGAUAUAAUCAAAGAUAUUGGGUCGGGCAACUUUGGGGUGGCAAAGCUGGUGAGGGAUAAAAGGAGCGGUGACUUAUAUGCUAUCAAGUUUAUUGAGCGAGGCAUAAAGAUUGAUGAGCAUGUCCAAAGGGAGAUCACAAACCAUAGGUCCUUGAUGCAUCCCAAUAUCAUUCGAUUCAAAGAGGUGUUGCUCACUCCGUCCCAUCUUGCCAUAGUGAUGGAAUAUGCCGCUGGAGGAGAACUCUUUGAAAGAAUAUGCAAUGCGGGUAGAUUCAGUGAAGACGAGGCAAGGUAUUUCUUUCAGCAGUUGAUUUCUGGAGUCAGCUAUUGCCAUUCAAUGGAAAUUUGCCACAGAGAUCUUAAGCUGGAAAACACACUCUUAGAUGGCAGCACAGCACCCCGACUCAAAGUUUGCGACUUUGGCUACUCAAAGUCAUCUGUUCUGCACUCUCAGCCAAAAUCUACUGUAGGAACCCCUGCUUAUAUUGCACCGGAGGUUUUGUCACGAAAGGAAUAUGAUGGAAAGGUUGCAGACGUUUGGUCUUGUGGUGUGACCUUAUAUGUCAUGCUGGUUGGUGCUUAUCCUUUUGAAGAUCAUGAAGAUCCUAAAAACUUCAGAAAAACACUUCAGCGGAUUCUCAGCGUCCACUAUUCUGUACCAGACUAUGUUCGCAUCUCAAAAGAGUGUAAACACCUUCUAUCUAGAAUAUUUGUGGCCGACCCAGAGAAGAGAAUUACGAUUCCAGAAAUCAAAAUGCACCCGUGGUUCCUGAAGAACUUGCCGCUAGAAUUUAUGGACGAGGGUGGACAAAGUGGGAUGCAAGAAGACUCAGCGAACGAUUCAUGCGGGAGGCAGAGCAUUGAAGAAAUAUUGAGUAUAAUUCAAGAAGCUCGAAAAGCAGGGGAUCAAGGCCAAAAAGUUGGCGGUCAGUUCGUUGGGGUUGGAAGCAUGGAUCUCGAUGACAUGGAUACUGAUGCUGACAUUGAUGAUUUAGAGGCAAGCGGCGAUUUUGUCUGUGCUUUAUGAGUGCUGCUUCCUGCUUGGCACUCUCAAAAAGCAGCUUCAGAUAACCUGUUCUUUCAUUCUCUCCAAAGCCUUUCUUCAAUGGCUUCGCAAUUCUGGUUUUCAUGUUAUUGGAACUUGCUUGCAUUGUCCUCUUUCUUCUCUUGUAAAAGUGGGAAUAACAAGAUCUUUGGGUUUACUAUGCAAAUAGGUAUUCU
Molecule: messenger RNA, 1424 nt
Organism: Neltuma alba
Lineage: Eukaryota; Viridiplantae; Streptophyta; Magnoliopsida; Fabales; Fabaceae
Product: serine/threonine-protein kinase SAPK2-like
Exons: 9
Coding region: 193-1230 (345 amino acids)
Biological process (GO): protein phosphorylation
Molecular function (GO): ATP binding; protein serine/threonine kinase activity
Source: RefSeq, a predicted model, not a curated record